AUGGCCUCGGCUGAUACCCCUGAUGCGCUCUUCCUCCAGUGGAUGCUGCCUACCACGAUGGUCGGGUCGUACGGCGGUGGCGCCGAGCUCUGCCUCCCCCAGACUCUGGCGACGGGCGUCCUGGCGCACGACACGCUGCCGUCGCAUGUCGUCGCCGAUGCGGCCCAUGCAGUGGGGGCCGGUGCAGUCCUCGCCGCACGCAUCGUGGUGGCUCUGCUGCCAGAUGGCGAUCGGUGGAACGUGUUUGCCCACGGCCCGGUGUUGCGCCCGCGGGCGGCGGCUGGCGUGCCGCUGCAGGCCCAUCCCAAGAUCGGCGUCUAUGGCCUGGUGCCUGCCGACGGCCUGAUCCUGGCUGAUGACGAGGCAGUGACCGACGACGAGCGCAUGCGAUGGGCCGGCCGUGAGGCGCUCGGUGCGCAAGCAGAUGUGCACGCACACGCAGUCGAUGGCGAUGCCUACGGCGGGCUACGUGUAGGGUCCGACAUGGCCCGGAUGGCUCCGGCCGGACCGGACGGCGGCGGCGAUGGCUGGCUCGCGGCGUGGAUCGCUGUCGUCGACGACAACCCGGACUUUCCUGUCGCCGACGCCACGCUGUGGAUCGGCGUGCCUGCCAGGUGCGGGUGA
Messenger RNA from Thecamonas trahens ATCC 50062, 624 nucleotides. RefSeq lists its product as uncharacterized. Bases 1 to 624 code for a protein of 207 amino acids. Lineage: Eukaryota; Apusomonadida; Apusomonadidae. The record is from RefSeq and is a predicted model, not a curated record. The transcript has 2 exons.